Messenger RNA from Acanthosepion pharaonis, 1947 nucleotides. Lineage: Eukaryota; Metazoa; Mollusca; Cephalopoda; Sepiida; Sepiidae. The record is from the annotation of a GenBank genome assembly.
AUGUCAAACCUAGACAAACCGACAUCGCAACGGAAAGAGACCCUUAAAACCAAAACGUCUUCUAUUUCUAAGAGACUGCGCGAGCUGCCGCUCGGUCGAAGCAUCAUAAUGGCCACUUCUAGCGGUGUGCGCACUUCCGGUAGAACGGGAAACGACAAUCGAUUUCACCGACUCUGGAAAAGCAACUGGUCAAAAUUAUUCUCCGCUCGCAAAAGCGCCGUCGAUGGAGAGAGUCGAAACGUCCAGGGGACGGGAGCCAGAUCGGGAGAGAAACGGCGAAAGUCCUCUUCUAAUUCGUCCUCGUCCCCCGAGGCACGAUCUCGCAAACAGUGUGUUGCUUUCUCCCAGGACAUGGGUGGAAGUAAAGGGGAUGCCGGAGAUGGAGGUAUGGCGGGUGAUGUAUCAUCGAUAUCAGCUAAAGCUACGUCACACUCCGGUCGGAAAACACUUAGCAAUCGUUUGUCUAAUAUUAUGAAUCAACAUAAAGUCUCGCAUGGAGCGAAAUAUUCAGCUGUAAAACCGGACACUAGUGACUCCGAUUCGGCCUAUACGGAUUCUGCCUGUCAACCGCUGACCAAACCGCCGGAGACAUCAAAAAAGGAUGUUCCAGUGACCGAUCGUCGUGUUGGCGGAUUCGCUGGACUCUUAAGCGCAGCCGGUUUCCGACGAACGCCACCAGCGAAAUCUUCCGAAUCAGCAAUCCGCAGCGCGCCAUCAGUUCCUCAUAUUUCAUUAACUGUUUCCUCGCUGUCAAAAGAAAAUGUCUCCCAAGAAUUAGUACAAUCAUCAAACAUCCCAGUUGGUGACGUUGUUGUUGAUACAGGUGAUGCCUCUGCUGUAGGCCAGUCAUCUACAAAACCAGUCUCGCUAUCAGCGACCAUUUUAAUGGAAGACGUUAGUGACCACAAAAACACUACCGACAUAUCUAGUACGUAUUGGCCUCCACAGCAAACAAAAUAUGGCACCUAUACAACAACAACAACAACAACCACUACGAUCAGUACUACGGCUGCAAAUACAAAAGGCUCUGGUAGUAUCUCCUCCUUACCGGGCACGAUGUCUACGAUGCGCGGUCAUUUGAUGUCUCUUCCAGCUUCCUCCUCCGUGCAGGCUUUUUCGUCCUCCUUCGGGCCGGCCUCGCGAGGUUCCUCUUCACUUUUCUCCAACCCAGCUCGCUCAGCAACAACACACAGUUUCACUUCUUCCUCCUUCUAUCCGGGAACCGGGAGUGGCCCCGUCACGAGCCGACCACCCAUCACACAGUCCUAUUCAUUCUCGUCGUCUUCGUCGCCGUCUUUCUAUCCCGGCGUGGUCGGCAACGUGUCGACGAGUUCAUCGUCGACGCCCAACGUCCAUCACGUCGCCUCCGGCCUGACGACGCCCGUCACCAUUUCAACCACAGCUAAAACCACAUCCGCCACGACGACGACGACGACGACGGCGUCGACGACAACGACGACGACGUCUACGACGACGACGGGCUUAAUAUCGGCGCCCAUCUCCGGAAAUAAAUUCAGCCUGCUCGCUGGCCGACGUCGCGGGCCGCAGCAGGCGUCAGGGCUGCGUUCCUGUUCGUUGGAGGAAUACCGGACGUCGACAUCAAGUUCCGAUUUUCAACCUUCUUCGCAAUUGGUAACAUCCAGUUCGUCUUUCUGGACACCAACCCCGGCUGCCCCGCCACCUUCUUACUACUCCAGUUACAGCGUAUCCAGUUCUUUCAUGCACCCGCAAGUCAACCGAUGGAUACCCGGAAGUGGAUCUACGCAUGCGCCAUCACUCGGACUCACGACAAGGUAUAUUGGAGACGUUAAACACGUCUGUCUUCCUUCUUUAUUUCUCUCUUUCUUUCUUUUUUCUUUCUUUCUUUUUCUUUCUUUCUUUCUUCCUUCCUUCCUUCCUUCCUUCUUUCCUUCUUUUCUUCCUUUUUUUCUUUCAUUUUCUCAAUGA